GUCAUCGUAUCUGUUUUGGUCCUACAGAGCCACCGUAGCCAUCAUGGCGCUCUUAGUAGGAGUUGUGCUUGCUGUCUUACUAACAUGUUUGUUACUUAUUAUCCGGCUGUUUACCGUUGUGAAGACUGGAUCAAACUAUAAACCUGGAGCCAAAGGUCCGGUCUCAGUUGUUGUCGUCGCAGGAUCAGGUGGCCACACCACGGAGGUCCUGCGGCUGAUGGAGUGCCUGUCUGCGGCCUACACACCUCGACACUAUGUUAUUGCUGACAGUGACAGGAUGAGUGAGGAGAAGAUCUGCACCUUCGAACGCUCCAGACAACACUCAGACUCUGAGUCGCAGUUCACUAUCUGUUGGAUCCCACGGAGCCGGGAGGUGCAUCAGUCUUGGAGUUCCUCUGUUAUCAGCACCCUGAAUGCCCUGCUGUACUCCCUUCCUCUGGUGUUCAGACUCAGACCUGACAUGGUGCUGUGUAAUGGCCCAGGGACCUGCGUUCCCCUGUGUGUGGCAGGACUGCUGCUUGGAAUUUUGGGAAUGAAGAAAGUCCUGAUAGUUUACGUCGAAAGCAUUUGCCGAGUGCAGACACUGUCACUCACUGGAAAGAUCCUGUACCCAAUAUCAGACUAUUUCUUUGUGCAGUGGCCCUGUCUGAGAGACAAAUACCCGAAAUCCAUUUUCCUUGGAAGAAUAGUGUGAAAAUACAAAUGUCGGAUUAAAAUAUGUAAUGUUUGUUGUAAUGGUCAUGAACACAUGAUGGUUCUUUUAUUUUUGAGUAAUGUGAUGUUGGUAUAAUUUAAUAAUUCUGUAGGUGUGAAAUUUUAUAGAGUGCAAGGUGUAACACCACAGUACACUUGAUGUAUCAGAAAACAUAAGCUUCUAUAAAAAAAAAAUAACCUCAUAUAAUAGCUUAAGAAAGGACCAAAAUAUAUUUUUUUAUCUCUUAACUGAGGAGCUUCUUUCUGCUGUUGGUUGAAUAAGAAUUAAUGGAAUAGUUGCUUUGUUUUUCAGUCUGACAGAGCUGGCUUUUAUUUUGAUCAGUAGCCCACGGCUGUCUAUCAGCUUACGUUUCACUCUCACUUUACAUGCAGAAAUGCAACUCUGUGUCUAAUAUUAUGGAAUGCUAUUUGUGCAAAUAAUGUCAUAGAAAUUGUGUGGUAAGAUAACAUAAAAAUGUGUGUUAACACAUAAAGAUGGUGUGUAAAGAUGAUGAGUGUGCUGAGCUGGUGGCAGAAAGGGACAAUAGUGGUGUCAGUGUGAGUGCCAAAUAAAAUAUAAAAAACAGUAUAAUGUUUAUAUUUCUUAA
This is a messenger RNA of Epinephelus moara (kelp grouper), 1301 nucleotides long. It is a transcript of the gene alg14, whose product is annotated as ALG14 UDP-N-acetylglucosaminyltransferase subunit. The transcript has 4 exons. Gene Ontology annotation, cellular component: UDP-N-acetylglucosamine transferase complex. Lineage: Eukaryota; Metazoa; Chordata; Actinopteri; Perciformes; Serranidae. Gene Ontology annotation, biological process: dolichol-linked oligosaccharide biosynthetic process. The record is from RefSeq and is a predicted model, not a curated record. The coding region runs from base 44 to 694 and encodes 216 amino acids.